AUGGUCGUGAACGGACGGCAUCACGGGCAGCCCGGGUGCUCCUGCUGCUUCCCUGCUCACCUGGAGGGGUUUUUAAAAAGGACCCUCCGAUAUGUUCCCAAAGGCUCCCAAGACAAAAUUAUCUCUGAUGAAGAUAUCUUUGAAACACUACUGAAACUGUUUAAAGCUCUGUUCAUAAAUGACUUCAGCAGACAAGCACAUAUUUUUGCCUUACUUCCAGAAAUCAAGUGUAAAUACUUGGAAUUGCUGACUGCUGAGCAGAAGCAAUCAAAAUUAAAUUCAUGUAACCAUCACAGCCAACAUGUGUUUAGUCCAGAAGAAACUCUGUUUAAAACACUGGGGUUCACUGUUACUCGAGCCAGAAGCUCCCUGGUGUCUGCUGGAACUGGAGUCUUUGUUUCGAAAGGUUUUGUACCAAAAGGGACGCUUGUAUCUAUGUAUCCUGGUACAGUAUACAGAAAACAUGAGCCCAUCUUUUUCCAGUCCCUUGGCAAUCCCUUUAUUUUUAGGUGCAUAGAUGGUAUCCUUAUUGAUGGGAAUGAUAAAGGACUGUCAAGAUCAGUGUAUAGGUCUUGCAGCAGGAGAGAUCAACUUGGCCCAUUUCAAAUGAGCGAUGAGAGCUGGCUCACAGCUGCCCUGCAAAACCCACUGGCAGUGGGACAGUAUGUCAACAACUGCUCACAUGAAAAAGCAGCCAACGUAUGUUAUCAGGAGUUUGAUGUGCCAGGAUAUUUUCCAGUAGAACUGAAGCAGUAUCUUCCAAACAUCGUCUACAGCCAUGACAUAGAGAGCCACCUAAGAUGUGUAGUGCUUGUCACUCUCAGAGACAUCAAGCAAGGAGAAGAACUUUUUUCUAAUUACUACACUGUUGUCAACUGAAUUGAUUCCAGACUGAAGAAAUCUGUAUCAUUAAAAUACUGUAUGUG
Messenger RNA from Chaetura pelagica (chimney swift), 926 nucleotides. RefSeq names its product SET domain containing 9 (gene SETD9). Lineage: Eukaryota; Metazoa; Chordata; Aves; Apodiformes; Apodidae. Gene Ontology annotation, molecular function: protein binding. The record is from RefSeq and is a predicted model, not a curated record. The transcript is spliced from 6 exons. The coding region runs from base 1 to 879 and encodes 292 amino acids.